AUUCACUAUCGGCUUGUUUUUAGGGAUUAAUUUUUUUGGAAGACUUUUUUUCUAUUUCAAUAAUUGCAAACGUGCGUUUGUGCGUUUACUAAUAUAAUUAAAUAGAAUAAAUGGAUAUCUUUGUGAACGCCCGAUAGUGCAACAAAACGUAAGAAAUAUAAAAGCGUGAAAAUAUUUUUGGUGAAUUUAAUUUUUGCAGUACGACCACGGUCGACACUUGACACACGCCGUAAUUCGGCUUGACUACUACACAUAGAGUGGGAAAGUGGUGUAUCCAACAAAGCCAAAACGAAGAGAUAAUAACCAUUAUUUGAUAGUUUGUGCUGCAAGAAAGUAAGACAAGGCACCAUGUCUUAUCCACCACGCCCACCUAUGGCCCCUUAUAUGAAUCCAUCCAUACCUCCGCCACAUAUGAUGGGACACCCGCCACCACCGUCAAGAAGUUAUAGAAAUUCGGCCACAAUCAGCUCACAGCCCACUGUGUAUCAAAGACCGCCGGAUCCGGUGCCGCAAUUUCAGGGACCAAUUAUUACUGUCUUCAUUGGUAACAUUAGCGAACGCGUUCCAGAGGUUCUCAUAAAACGUAUAUUGGCGACUUGCGGACCUGUGGUCAACUGGAAGCGUGUGUCAACUUUUGGCUUUUGUGAAUAUGAUGGACCCACGGCUGGCAUGCGGGCGGUUCGUCUUUUGAGCGAAAUUGAGGUAGAUGGCAAAACUUUGGUGGCAAAGGUGGAUGCCAAAAACAAACUUUUGUUGGACAAUUUUAAAGAGGAGGAACGAAAGAAUGGUGCCAUUGAGGAGAAAAAUGAAAAACACAAUGAUGAUGAUGCCCUUAGGCUAAUGCGGCAGAUUAUAGAUGAACACAAACAAGAAAUUGAGGAAUUCGAUCCGAACGCCCGAAAUGAUAUGUUCGGGGGACGCGGUGGAAAAAUGAAGCCUGGACGGGUGGAUGAAGUGAAAGUUCCCAAAGCUCUUAAUGAGGCCAAUUUGGAAGAGGACAAACGAAAUCUCAUAAGUAGCGAAAUAGGCAAGUUUCGGAAAAGGGCAGAAGCUGACGAGCAUCGCAAGGAAAAGGAGAAGGAACGAGAGAAGGAGAAAGAAAAGGAAAAAGAACGCGACAAGGAAAGGGAGAGAGAACGUGAAAGAGAUAGAGAUCGUGACCGUGAGCGCGAUAGAGAACGGGAACGCGAAAGAGACCGUGAUCGCGAACAAAAGGAUAAGGAAAAACGCAAAACCAAUAGUGACAGCGAACAAGACUGGGAUGCUGACGAACAUGAAAAUGGUGCGGUUAAAUCUGCAGCCAUCGCUUCUCCCGUUCGCAUUAAGGAAGAGCCCGAAACCAUUAAGGAGUCGAGGCGAAAACGUAGUCCUUCUCGUUCAAAGGAACGUGAGCGAGAUUACAGAGAAAGAGAACGGGAGCGAGAAAGAGAACGCGAACGUGAGCGGGAACGCGAAAGAGAAUUGAGAGAAAAGGAAAGGGAGCGGGAAAGGGAGAGAGAGAGGGAAAGAGAAAGGGAACGAGAACGGGAACGUGAACGCGAAAGAGAACAAAGAGAACGAGAACGGGAGAGAGAACGUGAACGAGACAGAGAAAGAGAAAGGGAGCGUGAGGAAAAAAUCAGCAAAAAUGUAAGAGAUGUGCAACGCGAAAAAGAAAUGGAGGACGAGAUACGUGAGCGCAAGAAGGCCGAAAAGAAAGCUCGAGAGAAAGAAGAAGCAUAUCAAGAGCGACUGAUGAAUUGGGAGCAACGAGAAAAACGAAAAGCUAAAGACUACGAGAAGGUACGCAUGAAGGAAAAAGUCAAACAAGAUGAACGAGAAAAGGAAGCCAAACGCCUUAAAGAGUUCCUAGAAGACUAUGAUGAUGAAAGGGAUGAUGUGAAAUAUUACAAAGGCCGAGAACUGCAAAGACGUCUUGCCGAUCGUGUACGUGAAGCUGAUCUUGACGCGAAGGAUAGAAACAAAGAACAAGAAGAAUUGGAUGAAUUGAAGAAUAAAAUAUUUAGUGGCGAAUUUGAAAAUCCUACACAGGAAUACGAGAGAGCUAAAAAGGAGCAUGAAAGACUAUAUAAACCACAAAUCAUUAUUGACGUUAAUCAGGAAAAUAUCCAGCGAAAAGAAAAAGAACAGGAACGUAGUAGAGAGAAACAUAACAGCACUUCCGAAAAACGGCAUACAUCACAUGAAACUUACCAUAGGAACGAUGAGGGCGUUGGUGUCGGUGCUGUUGCUAAUGUUGUUGUAACACCGGGAGUUGCUCCACCUGCACGCCCUCUUUCCAAAACCAGAUCCAUUGAUUCCCUCUCCAAUGAUGAAGUUUCCAAUCACGAGACCAUGUCAAAUGCAAGCAGUCGAUAUAGUCGUCAGGACUCUGAAUCUAGAGACUAUACCAACGCCGAUGAUAUAGAAUCAAUGUCACCUGCCACACCGCAAGGCUUUUCACAUGCACAAACAAAUGAUUCCGUAUCAACGCCUCCCAUCAUGCCCACUGUAGGCAUAAGUUUAAACUUAGGAGUCAAUGCUAAGAAAAAGAAAAUCGAAUCUACAGCAGGAGUUUUUAAUACAGACGACGACAAUGAUGACGUUUCAAAUACGAAAAAGCGAAAAUUGGUACCUCUAGACUAUGAUGACAAUCAGGCCAAACAAACCAACUCACAUGGUGUUGGCGCGCAGCAAUUGAAUGAACGAAACGAUGUGGUUGUCGGAUCUUCAGCCGCCGCCGUUGCCGGAAAAGGAGGAAGCGCGUCUGCAAACAAAAAACAUGGUAAGAAUGAAACAUCUGAAGCAGCAAGUAGCAAAAAGGAUGAUAGUAGUGGUACAAAGGUACACGAUGAAAAACGACGCCACAUAAAAAGCAUUAUUGACAGGAUACCAACUCAAAAGGAGGACCUUUUCAACUACAAACUUGAUCGCAACGAGAUCGAUAAUAACCUCAUGGAGCGCAAAAUACGCCCUUGGAUAAACAAAAAGAUUAUCGAGUAUAUUGGAGAGCCAGAGCCGACUUUGGUCGAUUUCAUAUGCUCCAAGGUUUUAGCUGGCAGUUCACCCCAAAGUAUUCUGGAUGAUGUCCAAAUGGUACUCGACGAAGAAGCGGAGGUGUUCGUUGUCAAAAUGUGGAGACUUCUCAUCUACGAAGUGGAUGCUAAAAAGAUUGGUUUAGGUAAAUAACUUCUUAUUUUAACAACAUUCUUUAUUUUUGUGUAUUAAACAAUUACAUAUUUGCAAAUAUAAACUUAAAUAGUA
This is a messenger RNA of Stomoxys calcitrans (stable fly), 3243 nucleotides long. RefSeq names its product RNA-binding protein 25. The transcript has 9 exons. Gene Ontology annotation, biological process: mRNA processing; regulation of alternative mRNA splicing, via spliceosome. The coding region runs from base 349 to 3168 and encodes 939 amino acids. The record is from RefSeq and is a predicted model, not a curated record. Gene Ontology annotation, molecular function: mRNA binding. Lineage: Eukaryota; Metazoa; Arthropoda; Insecta; Diptera; Muscidae. Gene Ontology annotation, cellular component: spliceosomal complex.